GUGAAAUUUUUUAUUAAGCAGAACGGGCAUGAAAAUUCCAAACUGCGGUGGCCGGCAAUUGCCCUUAGAAAUUACGUAAUCGACUCCGUGCUCUUCCACACGACGACUGCUUCUCAAUCUUCAUCCUCAGUCGGCACUCAUCCGUCCUACCACGUAAUAGCAGAUCAAAGAGCGCGUGGCCUCUCUCCAAUAUUUUUCCUUUCUCCAACUCUUCCAUCUCUCACCCCGUCUUGGAUCAUUUCGCCGUCUCCUCAGAUCUGCGAUCGAUCGUCGCCUGAUAGGCCGAUCUCUUACUUGCGCGCAUAGAAUUGCAGAUAUCACGGUCGGAGUUUGAGAUUUUAAUCGAUUUCACCUCCCUUACUAGAUCUCAUCAGGCGUUUGUGAUUGUAUAGUUUGCCAUCUUUCCUUUCGAAUCGUUGCAUCCGGAAUCCGAAGAUUUGAUAACGGCGGAGGUAAGAAAUUUUUGCAUCGGUAAGUUGUGUCGGUGAAUCGAUGGUGGAUUGCCGAAGCCUGAUCGAGUUCUGCCGGGCUUUCGAGGAGCAUCGGCAGACGGCGAACUUACAGGCUUCACUGGACAGUCGGAAUUGUCUAUCUAGUGCCCGGAAUAGAAGGUUCAAAUCUUUGAACCCCCUCUCACAUCCUUUCUGCGAGCAGUCCCCUCAAGCAGCCAUGGACGUCUUCAUGCUUAUACUUGUUCUCGGCUCGAUCGGUGUUUUAACUGUGCCCUGUUUCAAACUAAUUUACGAUGAAGCUUCUGAGAUGUUCCCUGUGGCGGUUGACCUUAUGGGCGAGGUCGUCUGUCUUACCUACAUAGCCUACGCUACUGGUUUUGUCCUGAUGGUGGUCACAGGCAUUGCUCUUUGGGAGAUCAUCAAUCAACAGCUUAGGAAGUGCGGGAAUCCAAAUUGUAGGGGGCUCAGGAAAGCGGUAGAGUUUGAUAUCCAGCUUGAAUCUGAAGAGUGUGUGAGGUUCAUGCCGCCCUUGCCGAAGGAUGCAUUUGGCAAUCAAACACUGGGGCUGGGACAGGAUCACAAGGAGUUGGAAGCUGAAUUAAAGAAGAUGGCGCCUCUGAAUGGCCGCACUGUUCUCAUCUUUCGCUCACCCUGUGGAUGCCCAGCAGGCAGAAUGGAAGUUUGGGGGCAAAAGAAAGUCCGGCGUAUCAAGAAAUCACUCAUGCUGCACCAAUAAUGACAGAUUUCAUGCAAAGAAAAAAAAGAAAGAAAGAAAAGGAAUGAUGGAGUAAAGGUUGGGAAGGAGGAUGCCUUCUUGAUAGCAAAAUUAACAUUUCAUGAACAAGCUGAGACCAUAUCAGAUAAUUAUCCACUGUGCAGGACAUGCCGUGCUCUUUUGCAACAAUGUCAAUGUUCAUGUGAUCGUAAUGAAGU
Messenger RNA from Phalaenopsis equestris, 1385 nucleotides. RefSeq lists its product as uncharacterized. The record is from RefSeq and is a predicted model, not a curated record. The transcript has 3 exons. NCBI's taxonomy places the organism in Eukaryota, Viridiplantae, Streptophyta, Magnoliopsida, Asparagales, Orchidaceae. The coding region runs from base 493 to 1188 and encodes 231 amino acids.